AUUGCGGUGAAGAGAGCCGAAAUUGCGGUGAAGAGCGGUUGAAAUUUCUUAUUUUUUUGCCUGUUUUAAAGACACGGCUUCUGCGCGUGCGCCAGCCUGGGGACUCCACCCGAAGUUGAUAAUCCCCCGGAUUGUUCAGUCUAAAAACCAUGACCAGCCGACAAUUUAAGAAAGAAAUUCUCAAUCUUUCAAGAGCACUGAGUCAUGUCGUCGAGUAGAAAAGAAUAUUAUGCUAGUAGAGAUGCCUCUAAAGUGUAUUUGUUGGGUUCUUUCCCUCGAUGGAGAGCGUUUAAGGAGCAGCAUAAAUUGAGAACAGACAAGGAUGUGGCGGAUAUGCUUCUUGACAGCUAUCUUGCGAUGAAUCGUAUAGUUUGCAAUGCAGAGACGCAAACCGAAACGGUAAUGGAAUCAAGGGAUAUGCCGCCAAGUACACCUUCCAAAUAUUUUUCUUCUCCCAUUAAAACCUCAACGCCAAACGCGCACUCAAAUCCGCGUCCAUUGUCUGCUUUGUCGGAUGUUAGAACAUCAUAUUCUAUCAGGUCGGGUCAGAGUGUGAUUUCUGACAGUCGAACGUUGACAGCCAAAGAUGAUAGUUCUGAUGAUGAAAGUGAUGAUGAUAAUGACAGUUUUGGUGAACACACUAUCCAGGCAGACCAGGUUUUGUCGGACGAUUCUCUUGAUGUAUGUCCCCCGGGUUUUGACGUGCCAUUACUGGAUGACUUGCUCAAUGUGACAAUCCGUGGACAUGAUGGAGAUGAACCCACAGAAGAUGUUGGAACCCAACAACAACAACAGCAGCAACAUAAGACGAUUCAACCAGAAUACAUCUCUACUGUGGAAGAAGUCAGUCCUGAAGAUGCAAUCAAGAAAGAAAAGUGUAUUGUGUUUACAGACACUCUUAUAGCUUUGAUAACAUCAUUAAUGGGAGUGUUUGUAAACAACAAGGAUGUGGCCGUGUCAAAGAACAUUGCAAAGAAAAUCACUACUGCUGCUAAAUCUAAAGACAAUGCAGAUUUGACCUUGUGGGCACCAUCAAUAAGGAACCAUUUUUGGUAUUGUUCAAAAACAUGUGCUAAUGACUCAAAAAAUCUCAAAGAUAAGUGGAUUGGUAUUUUACACCAUGUUUUUGAUGAGCAUGAGUGGGUGUUGGAGGAAGGUGUAAAUGGUGGAAAAUGUGAACAUGAUCCUCUUAAUGAAAGUGAGAGAAAGAAGCCAUGGCUUAAGAAAGAGUCUUCUGCCCAUAAAGCACUGGCAAAGAUCAUUCUGGACACUCGCUUUUUUAACACUUUGGUGUAUUAUGUUAACUUCAGGCACACAGGAUUUUUAGAGUCCUUUCAUAAUGUAAUUUUGAUGUAUGCUCCAAAGCGCCAUGCCUAUUCAUACUCAGUAUACCAAGCUAGAAACCAGCUUGCUGCCUUGGACUUUAACCACCACAAAGGCCGAGCACCAGCAACUACAGCUGAUGGGAAAGAAAGGUACGGUCGGAAGUUCAGUAAGCGUACACAACAGUGGUGCCGUGUUCGUGUUCUUGUACCAAAAGAAUUUAGUUACAUUCCUGAACUGAUGCAGAAGGUUUUUAUAAAGAGGAUCGAAUCAGAAGGGAAUGUAAACAAAAGACUUGGUAUUCCAAGUGAUGAUCCUAGACAAAUUGCACCCAAUAUUGCCCCUGUUCCUCCUCCAUCAGUACAGACACUUGUCGAACAAGAUUUUAAUGAUUGUGUGUAAAAUCAAGUUACUUUGGGAAGGUGGAGCUCAUUAGCCAUGGUAGGCAGUGCAGUUCACCUAAGAGAAGGAAAACUCUAAUUUCAAACCCCCAGACCCUAGGUCAGGCUGUCCAUGUCGGAAUCAUUGAUGUUAUCAACGAACACACACACAACGUGUUUUUUCAAGUCACAAAUGCAAAAUACACACAAAUAUUAAUAGAACAAUACCUAUCAUUCGCUGCGAGCAAGCCUUUACGUUUCUCCUUCCCCAUCUUUCGGCGCCAUAGUUCGUUCUGAAAUCAAAUAAGCAAGGAAAAACUAAAUUAAAGUAACUGCUCUCUUGCAUUUGACAUUUUCAACCGGAAUAUAGAAGAUGAAGCAGUAAAAAUCGGCAGGAAUAUCACCACGUACCUAAGCAAGACUUCCAACUUUUCCCGAACUUCCUCGAAACUGCAAGUGCAAAGACUGAGUUUCGUCUAGAUUGUAGGUUCAACUGCCUUUUAUUACUUCAAAGACAAAGAAAAUUCCAAUGGACAAUGAACGCAUUGACAACAAUAGAUAAUCAACUAACUCAUGCCAGACUUGCUUUAAUUAUAUAAAUCAUAUAAUUAAAAUAAACGUGUUAUUUCUAUACCCAAUGUUCUUAAUUAGAACAACGCAUUUUGCAAUAUCUUAAA
Messenger RNA from Dendronephthya gigantea, 2380 nucleotides. RefSeq lists its product as uncharacterized. Bases 205 to 1725 code for a protein of 506 amino acids. The transcript is spliced from 11 exons. NCBI's taxonomy places the organism in Eukaryota, Metazoa, Cnidaria, Anthozoa, Malacalcyonacea, Nephtheidae. The record is from RefSeq and is a predicted model, not a curated record.